Molecule: messenger RNA, 888 nt
Organism: Lactuca saligna
Lineage: Eukaryota; Viridiplantae; Streptophyta; Magnoliopsida; Asterales; Asteraceae
Source: the annotation of a GenBank genome assembly
AUGGGAUAUCAAGACAACUCUAUUGCACUAGGAAACAAGUGUACAUUUCUUGAGCUAUGCAAGUGUUUACCUUUGGUUCAGGUUCUGAAAAUCUCAAAGCCUUAUAUGAAGUUCGCUAAAGGAAGUAUGCAGAAACUCCCUACUUUACUAGUCCACUUUAGGAUACUUUUUCUUGAUGUGUGUUUUCUGGAACAAGAUGAGCUUUCGGAUGCUCUCAGUGUGAUCAGAAGCUCCCCAAAUUUGGAGAAGAUAAAAAUAGAGCCGUGUUUGAAGCAUGAGUUGUGCUAUCGAGAAACUUGCAAGGACUUGCUUGAUCUUCAAGACUAUUCAGGCAUCAACUUGGAUCAUCUUGAAGAACUCGAGAUAACAAGUGUCCAUAACUCUGCUCCAGAGAUGGAGUUUCUGAAACUCAUCAUGGCGAUGUCGCCUCUGCUUAAGAAAACACGAAUAAAGCUUAUUUCAGAUGUUUCUAUGGAUGAAGAAAAUAAGAUGCUUCGAGAUUUGUUGUCAACAACCCUUCACCAUUAUCUUUUCACCAUUGAUGGUGAUGGGUUAUACUUAGUGGUGGAUGAAAAGGGAAAAUUUUGUGAAGAUAGUUUUCAAUAUGCUUUUAAUGCUCUUGUUCAUGCUAAUGAUGGUGACAAGAAGAAAGAUAAUGGGAAAUGGCAGAAAGGGUUAGUUAAUGAUAGAGUUGGUGAAGAUAGUGAUAUAUUUAAGAUGGUGAAGGUGAUUAUUCAACACCGAUAUGAUCCAGUAAUAAUCUUUAAUUUUAGCAAAAGAGAAUGUGAAUUUCUUGCAAUGCGGAUGACGAAAAUGGACUUGAAUGAGGAUGAUGAGAAAGUGAACAUGGAAACCAUUUUUGAGUUCUUUGGACAUGCUAUUAGAUGA